CUGGAUUUCCGAGGUCAGCCUGGCCAAAGUCUGCCCCAGGUCGCGGCCCCUGUGGAUCAGAGGGAGAUUUGCCACCAUGCGACUUUUAUACCAGGACAGUGGUGUUUCCUGGUAUUGUCGAUAAAAGAAGAAUGCACCAUUUACAGCGAUUGGCGACCACCGUACCCACGUCUAAUAGCAUUCCAUGACUGCCUCUCACUUGCUUCGGCCUGGUCACUCGGGCUCAAUUCGUCACUGCUCGACGACAAACCAACUGGUGCUUCCCAAGCGCAAUCGCCAUGUGAAGACGAUUCAGGUGACGGCAAAUCCAAUGAAAUGCUGGCCAGUUGCCCAGCUUUUAGAAAUGAGCUGGGAAGCGAACCAACUCGCCGCCUGGCACUCAGUCGAUACACUCGUGAUGGUCCACUUGAGGUACAUGAAUGUGAAAGCUGGAUGAGAGAGAACACUUCUGCUGAAGUGGGAAUUUUAGAAGACGUCUCAAAUGUCUAUUUGGGAGGUCGGCUUUGCGCUGCCAGACAACCUAAGAAUGUUAUCGAACCACAAGAUAUCGGAUCUUACUACUACCGGCACUGCUUUGCUGGAAGAGCUCAUGUGGAGUACUUCGGCGUGGACGAUGAGCUCGGGCCGAUUGCCGUCAGCAUGGUACGGGAGGCGACCGAGCGCACCGGUUCGGCCAUUUGUCGAGUCAUUGUCAGGAUAAGCGACCUGCGAACGAUGCGAUUGUCGGUACCCGAAGAGGCGCUUUCUGAUAGCGCUGAUCGCUCAACCAGACCACUCAUGAGGGAGCUCAUUGAAAUGAUCUGUCCGCAGAUUAGUUUCGGUUGUAUGCGACCGGCGUUGCAGACACCUCGGAUCGAAGAGAUGCUGAUGAAGAUAGACGAACAGCCUAUCUACACCCGUUACAAAGUUGGUAUAAUGUUCUGUAAAGCUGGACAAAGUACAGAAGAGCACAUGUAUAACAAUGAACAUUCCUCUGAAGCAUUUGACGAGUUUCUGGAUUUUAUUGGGCAACGUAUUCGUCUGAAAGGAUGGGAUCAGUACAAGGGUGGUCUCGACACCCGUGGUGACACGACCGGGACGCAUUCGAUCUUCUGCGAGUACCAAGCCCAUGAAGUCAUGUUCCACGUGUCAACUCUUUUACCAUUCACACCAAGUAACCGGCAACAAUUGUCGCGGAAGCGUCACAUCGGCAACGACAUGGUGACAGUGGUCUUCCAAGAACCAGGUGCCCUUCCAUUUUCUCCGAUUGCCGUUCGCAGUCAUUUCCAACACGUAUUCAUCAUCGUUCGUGUAAAUAAUCCCUGUACGGAUAGCGUAUCCUAUAGCGUAGCAGUGUCACGAUCGAAGGAGGUGCCGGCAUUUGGCCCGCCGAUUCCGAAAGGAGCCACUUUUAGUAAAUGCGCCGAUUUCCAUGACUGGCUGCUCACAAAAAUAAUCAAUGCUGAAAAUGCGGUACAUCGUUCAAAGAAAUUUGCCACAAUGGCGGCCAGAACUCGAAGGGAAGCCCUAAGGGAUUUGGCCGAGAAUUACGUGGGCACUCAUCAAAAUGAAGGACCCAGCAGGAUUGCCAGUCGUUUCCUGGGUGGAAGCGUAAAACGAAGGGAAAGGCAAAACCCAAAGCCGUUCCUCGCCAAUACACGAGGCGCACUGUCAUGGUUGGUGGACGUGCACGACCAUUCCACCAAUCAAAAAAUAAGCUGUGUGUUGGGAUUAUCACAGGAUGCUCUGGUGUUACUGGAGAGGCCGUCUGGAAUAGCAGUCUUUUCCACACCUACGCAUUCUAUCAUUGGGUGGGCGAACACAGACACGGGCUUGAAAAUCUACUAUGACCAUGGUGAUAUGUUGUUGCUUCGAUGUUGUACUGAGAGCGGAACGGACGUCGAACUCGGACUGCUUUUGCAACGGUUGCAGGCGGUUACUAAGGGCGACGAGGCCAAGGAGGUGGUGCUGCGUCGUGCUCGUCUUUCCGACAGUUGGGGCUUUCACGUGCAAGAUGAAGGUGUAGUGACAGAUGUAGAAAUGUAUCAAACCGCAUGGAAAGCCAGUCUUCGACAAGGAAGUCGAAUAGUCGAAAUUGAAUCGUUGACUGUUGCGACGUUGAAUUUCGAUAAGAUCUCCGAAAUUCUAUCCGAACGGGAGACCGUUCGUCUGCUGCUGAUCUCUCCCGCCAAUGAUGGAUCUCCCAGACGGGGAUGCGAAGAUCCCCAUUGCCCUGCCGUUAAAGGCGUCGAACACAUGAUGACCCCGGAUGCGUUUGCUAAACAACCUAUCAGCUACCAGGAAAUGUUUCGAAUGCGUAAUAAGGAGUACGGUACAUCUCCUGCAAGCAGUCCGGCUAGUUCGUUAGAGGAUCGCUCGUUUACUUUUACUGCCAUGAAACAACGAAUGGACGGAAUGAAAAAUAGUACCGCUUGGUGGGAACGCACUUUGACUAGAAGUACUGUCGCACACGGUUCUGUCCAAGACCACAUGUGUCUGACGUUGAAUCCACCAAAGCCACUGCUCCGUGCUCAGUCGGACGAAUAUCUUCGAUCGGGAACUUCUAGAGAGAACAAAAAGGCAUCGCUCUCGGCACGUGAAUCAAUUAGCGUACAAGAGACUACUGAAUUUGUACGUUGCCAACAAAAUCUUGAACGAGCAUAUCAAGAGAAGAGGACACUAGAAAUAUUGGUAAAGCAACUCAGAAAACAAUUAUUGCAUGAGCGUCAAUGCCACGAGAAUACAAGAAGAGAACUUGAACGGCUCAGGAUACAACUGGAUAAAAGAUGA
Molecule: messenger RNA, 2769 nt
Organism: Angiostrongylus costaricensis
Lineage: Eukaryota; Metazoa; Nematoda; Chromadorea; Rhabditida; Metastrongylidae
Source: the annotation of a GenBank genome assembly